AUGAUCGUGAGGGAUCUGAAGCGCCUGACCCUUGUGGUCGGGCCUUUGGUGGUCCUGCUGUUGCUUAGUGUCGCUCUGUGGCACUCGCGCGCCGAUUACGUGCGCUCCCACGUCGGCGCCCUGCUCAACAACGAUGCGAACACCCCGGCCGUGACCGGUCUUCACCGCAAGCCGAAGCUGACCGCCAACGAGACACACUACGAGAUUUUCUCGGCAUCCUCGACCGACGGCAGGUUCUUCGACAUCAACUUCGGCAGGGACGUCUUCAACCCCAAUAUCAUCCCGCACCAGAAGAUCAACAACACAUGGCAUGUUGUCGGCCAGCUCUAUACUGAUGCCAAUAGCGAUACGCCCGCCAAUGAGGCGUACGAGUUCGGAUGCGUUGCCCAGUUCAUCAACGGCGUACUGAUGUGCAUCGACUAUGUGCGACCGAUGCCCUACCAGCCGUCGCCGGGCGGCAAGUGCGUGGAUAAUCUCUCGCUUUACAACCUGGCGGUCGGGCCCCAUGACGCCCGCGUCUUCUUUGGGCCUCAAAACCCACUAACAAUCUACGGCUCGAACGGUGGCCACACCUGCUUUGGCCAAUUCAUCCGGGAUUUCCGAAAGAUGGUCGACUGGGAGUACGAGUUGAUGACCAACACCGAUUUCGAGGACGGGACCGAGAUCGUGCGACCCCCGCCGUUUUUCCCCAUGGAGAAGAACUACUUCGUCUUCUGGGACAAGGAUAACGAGAUGCACGUACACUACGAUGCUUACCCGAAGCGGGGGUAUGCGAAGCUUGAGCGCGACGGAAGCACGGGGCCAGAGCUUGCGACCAAGACCGCCAAACCCGACGAGAAGUGCUUGCAGCGUUACCUCCCUAAGCUACCCGCUGAGCUCGAGUCGAUUCACCAGGCGACCAACUCGCUGAAGAUUACGCUGUGUAACCGCGCCGACAAGAAGUGCGAAGCGCACGACGGUAACACCUACAUCAUGACCAUCAUCCAGCACAAGACGUACUACGACUAUCACAGCGAAUACGACCCUUACGUGAUGCUCUUCCAACAGCGCGCCCCCUAUGAGUUGUACGGAAUCUCCAAGAAGCCCCUUUGGAUCAGCGGGCGUAAGCAUCACAAAGGCCGGCGGACCGACAUGAUGUACGUCACGUCGGCCAACUGGAAGGACCGCGGCGUCAACUACCACGGUUACCUCGACGAUAUCGUCUUCCUCGGCUUCGGGUUUGAGGACAAGCAUGCCGGAGGCAUCGAUGUCCACGCGGGUGAUUUGCUCGUGGAUCUCGGUCUCUGCGAACAGCCAUGA
Molecule: messenger RNA, 1299 nt
Organism: Chaetomium globosum CBS 148.51
Lineage: Eukaryota; Fungi; Ascomycota; Sordariomycetes; Sordariales; Chaetomiaceae
Exons: 1
Coding region: 1-1299 (432 amino acids)
Source: RefSeq, a predicted model, not a curated record